AUUCGCUGACCGGAUAUAAGGGGACAUUCAAGGUAUACCUACGUCCUGGGUAUGUCUCUUUAAUCAGCAUGGGUCCGUCCGAGACUGACGUUGAUUUGCGCGUCUGGUUAUUAGUGAAUUUCAUUGUCUGAUUUCGUUGAAAAAUUAAAAAGAAAAAGAAAAGUGCCAUCAAUCCAAGAGGUGAGUCCCUAUUGUCUUGAUCCAGCGGAUUGGCUAGGCUACACCGACAUUUGCAGUAAUGACGGACGUGAAGAUGGAGGAUAAGAAACAAUGGGAUUUCGACGAUUUACUGCCGUACGUCGGAGAAUUCGGUCGCUAUCAAAAGUUAUUGGUGUGGCUGGUUUGCCUGCCGGCUUGCAUUCCUUGCGGAUUUCACGCUUUCAAUCAGCUCUUCAUGGCAAACGUUCCAGACCACUGGUGCAAAACUCCGCCGGAUCUGGAACAACAAAAUUGGACCUUAAUUGAAAGAAAAAUGGCCACGAUUCCUUACACGGUGAAUCAAGGAGUAAUGGAGUUCAGCAAAUGUACAAUGUUUAACAGUUCGGAAGAAACCGACGGCAAUAAUAUUACCCAUUGCCUAUACGGAUGGGAGUUUGACAAUUCAACGGUGUCUUCGUCGAUCGUUAUUGAUUUUGAAUUGGUUUGCAGUCGCAGUCUGUACCCAACCAUUGGGCUUUCAUUGUUAAACGUCGGAGGCAUUAUUGGUGUUUACAUCUUUGGCGUAAUUAGUGACAGGGUCGGAAGGAAGAUCUCGUUUUUCCUAUGUCUGAGUGUCGAACUCGUUGGAGGCUUCCUCACAGCCCUUGCACCGAAUUUUUGGUUAUGGGCCGCAUGUAGAUUUGUAGUAGGGCUAACGAUCCCGGCCAUCUAUCAAAUUCCAUUCAUCAUAGCUCUGGAAUUGGUGGGACCCACUUAUAGAACCUUCAUCACCGUCAUGACGUGUCUCUUCUACACCUUGGGCAUGUUACUUUUAUCAGGAGUAGCUUACGUCGUACGCGAUUGGACCCAUCUUUGCUACGCCACCACUCUGCCAUUCCUCGUCUUCUUCAUCUAUUUAGUGUAUCUGCCAGAGUCUCCUCGCUGGCUGAUGUCACAAGGUCGAUUCGCUGAAGUGAAAUCUAUAAUGAAAACAUGCGCCAAGAUCAAUGGAAAAGAAUUCCCCGAACAUUUGUUGCCACAGUUAGAAAGAAAAAUGACGGAGAACCGCAAUUCGAGCCUGUCACGACGGUCGGCCCCAAAAGAACCCCACAAGGUCGUAGGCGUGUCUAGCCUGUUCCGCACGCCGAACAUGCGGCUCAAGACCAUUCUCAUCACUUUCAAUUGGUUUGCAAACAACACGGUUUAUGUCGGGUUGAGUUACUACGGACCCGUGAUGGGCACCGACGAAUAUUUUUCAUUCUUUCUCUCCGGAUUGGUGGAAAUUCCGGGCUAUCUCUUUUGCUGGGCCGUCAUGGAUCGUUGGGGUAGACGUUGGCCACUCUGCAUGCUAAUGGUGGUCGGUGGAUUGUUUUGCGUGGCCACUGUCCUCAUGCCUACAGAUGCGGUCAACGAGACCUUAAUUCUUUAUUUGAUCGCCAAAUUCGCAAUCGCUGCAAGCUUUCUCAUUUUGUAUCCCUUUGCUGGGGAGCUGUAUCCGACAGAAGUGAGAGGCAUUGGUAUCGGCUUCACCGCUUAUUUGGGCGGUCUCGGUUUAGCAGUCAUUCCGUUCGUCAAUUAUUUAGGUUCGGAAAUGCUCGUUCUGCCUUUGGUUGUCAUGGGUUUCAUCUCGGCUAUUGGAGGAGUCGUCGGACUACGUCUUCCCGAAACUCUUUUCAAAAAGCUACCACAAACGAUGGAAGAAGGCGAAGAAUUCGGCAAGGAUUUUGGCAUGAAAGAAUGCCUGCAAUGCAUUCCAGAAAAGCCGGAGGAGUCUAUUGAAAUGCAUGAAAUUGCGGGGCAAGUCGACAAUGAAGAGACGCCUCUCCGAGUGGAAAAUACUACACCAUUGUCAACGCCUCUGGCACACCGAAAAUCAAUGCGCAAGAUAUUAGUUCAUCGAAUGAGUUCGCUCGAGCUGCCAGUUGACAAAUCCGGAUUAGUUAAGUUACACUACUGGUAUUGAAAAACAAAUCCAUUUUCAAAG
Messenger RNA from Daphnia carinata, 2122 nucleotides. Its product is annotated as carcinine transporter-like. The transcript is spliced from 11 exons. NCBI's taxonomy places the organism in Eukaryota, Metazoa, Arthropoda, Branchiopoda, Diplostraca, Daphniidae. The record is from RefSeq and is a predicted model, not a curated record. Gene Ontology annotation, cellular component: membrane. The coding region runs from base 239 to 2101 and encodes 620 amino acids. Gene Ontology annotation, molecular function: transmembrane transporter activity. Gene Ontology annotation, biological process: transmembrane transport.